Molecule: messenger RNA, 3740 nt
Organism: Grus americana (Whooping crane)
Lineage: Eukaryota; Metazoa; Chordata; Aves; Gruiformes; Gruidae
Gene: RER1
Product: retention in endoplasmic reticulum sorting receptor 1
Exons: 8
Coding region: 685-1275 (196 amino acids)
Biological process (GO): protein retention in ER lumen; retrograde vesicle-mediated transport, Golgi to endoplasmic reticulum
Cellular component (GO): Golgi membrane
Source: RefSeq, a predicted model, not a curated record
GUGUUGUGGAAGUGGGGGGAGGGGGAACGGAAGGAAGAACCCGGCUCGGGCGCCUGUGAGUAGCCGGUGCCCCGCGUCGGCGUCUGGGGGCCCGGGAGGGGCGGGAGCUUGCGCCUCCGAGCCGGGCGGCGUGCGGGCAGCUCGGCGGGCGGAGGCCGCGAUAGGCCCCGGCGGGACGGCGCCUUGAGCGAGGGGCCCCUCCGGGAGCGCGGGGGCUUCUUCGGGCUCGACGACCACUGCCGUCAUCCGCGGCCUAGGCGGUCUUUGGGCCGCGCUGCCGGUCGCCGCCUUCCGGCUGCGGAGACCGCGGGGCUGCUGCUGGGCGCGCAGGGCCGGCCGGAGGGCUCCCGGGGCCUGCCGGAGGGCUCGUUUUUCCCUCUCGCCGAGCCGCUCCCUGUCCCGGGGCCGUGCCCGGGCCCUCCUCACCUCAGCGGGCCCUCGCUGCCUCGAGCGCCUCUCGUUCUGGUCUCUGUGCCAAAACUGUGCCAACCUUCGCGCGCUUUGAUUUUUUUUUUUUCCCCAAAGCGUCCAGUAUCGCUUUUGUCCAACAGCGUUUGGCCUUAGCUAGUGCUCAGGGUGCGUGACGUCCACGUUUCCAGAAACUGAGGUGACAGGAGGGUGGUGCUGCAGUUCGUAUCUCAAGGCUUAGAUGUUAUAACUCAGCUCCUGCCUUAUCAAGCAACCAUGUCAGAAGGGGACAGUAUUGGUGAGUCAGUUCAUGGAAAGCCUUCUGUCGUCUAUAGAUUUUUCUCAAGACUUGGACAGAUCUACCAAUCCUGGCUAGACAAAUCUACUCCAUAUACUGCAGUGCGAUGGAUUGUAACUUUGGGUCUGAGUUUUAUCUACAUGAUUAGAGUUUAUUUACUGCAGGGUUGGUACAUUGUGACAUAUGCCUUGGGAAUCUACCAUCUAAAUCUCUUCAUAGCUUUCUUGUCGCCAAAGGUAGACCCCUCUUUAAUGGAAGAUUCAGAUGAUGGUCCUUCCUUACCUACAAGGCAAAAUGAAGAAUUUCGGCCUUUCAUUAGAAGGCUCCCAGAGUUUAAAUUCUGGCACUCUGCCACUAAAGGAAUCCUGGUUGCUAUGGCAUGUACGUUCUUCGAGGCUUUCAACGUUCCUGUUUUUUGGCCAAUCCUUGUGAUGUACUUCAUUAUGCUAUUUUGUAUCACUAUGAAGAGGCAAAUCAAGCACAUGAUAAAGUACAGAUAUAUACCCUUCACACAUGGCAAGAGGAAAUACAAAGGGAAAGAAGAUGUGGGAAAGACCUUUGCUAGCUAGAAGAUGCAAUCAACCUGUUGACCAAUUCUACUUCUAACUAAAGGAACGAUUUUGAGCCAUUGUAACAAUGCCUUUUUUCUUCAUAAAAAAUUAUUAACAGAGUGGUGACAAAGCAGUUGAAUUUUCAUUUUAAGAGGAUCUUGCUAUUUUUAUCUGAAAUAUCAGUUUCUUGAAGAAACUGGCAUUCUAACCAAAUUGCAUUGAGUUUAUUAUCUUUUGUAAGAAGUUGGAGAAACUUUGAUUAAUCCCGUGGAUUUGGGAUAACGUAUUUCUUUCAAGAUCCAUUGCACUGGAGAGAUUAACGGCUUAAGAGCUGGAUAUUUUUACGUAGUUCUCCUGUUCACUAUCACCCUGAAGUGCUGUGCACAUAUGCGGAGGAAAAAUGUAAGAUGGCACACGUGAUGCUGUUUUCUGCUUCAUGGGUGUGUGCUGUUUUCAUAGAAAAAUUCAGUAGACCUAAAAAAUGCAGAACUUCAGUUUCCUAAAUGCAUUUCCUAAAUGCAUGGUAUUACCGACUUAUAACCAAACAAAUAUAUAUGGGAAUAAGAAAUUUACUAAAUUAUGGGGUUUGCAGUAGGGAAAAAAUACUCACAUAGCUUCUAAAGUAACUCAUUUGUGUUGGGUUUUAAUGCCAGUUUCACCUUACAUCUCCUAGCAGAUGCUAAAAUUGGGCUUUUUCAUGAUGACUCAAAACUUUGUUCAACCUCUAUCACAAUUUCCUUUGAGGACCUGGAAUUAUAAAUAUAUAUAUUUUAAUUGUUAUUAGUUGGAGUUUCUUUCAUACUUAAGGGUUUCUUGAUUAAUUUAAGCUGACUUCAUGCAGCCCCUUCAGAAUAUACCCAAACUGGCCAGAGCAGAAAAACGGUGUGGGUUUUAACACAGAUUUUCAUUUUCUAUGGGAAAAAUAAAGCAGAGAUAAAUGACCUGCAUGUAAACUUUUUCAUGUGAUACAACUGCAGUUUUAUUAAGUGACUUUUUAAUUCCAAAAUUUAUUAAAAGACAGUGUCCCCCUUUACUUGUUCUCUAUCUUUAUAUACAUAUAUUGAUCUAACAGUAUUUAUGACUCCUUUUCAAUAACGGUUACCCUCAUUUUAUCUUCAUGCAAUGCCUUUUUCAACUCUUCAGGGAGCAUUCACUUGCAGAAAGUAGGAAAAGAUUAGCUCUUUGAAGAUUCUGAAUGGAGAAUAGUGACAACUUCAACAGACAGCUAACCGGAAAAAAUGUAUGUAGGAACCCUUUCAUCUGAUUUUGUCAAAUGAAGUCAUUAUGGAGCUCUGGAAUCAGUCUUCAGUCAUCCUGGGGAAAUGACAGGUAGUUUUAGUUUGCAUUGACCUAUUGUUUUUUGUUUGUUUGUGUGUGUUUUAUUAGCAGUGUGGAAACCAAUAAUGUCAAAAUUUAAAAUUAUGGGAACACAGUAUCCAGAAAGGGCCUUAUAAAAGUACCAGUCAUGGAUGCUUGCAGUUCGUUGCAUAAAAAUCUGAAAGCCCUGACUUGGAGAAGCUGCCUUCAACUUUGCUGGAGUUUCUGAAUAAUAUGGGCAAAUCAGGGAGAGAAUAUGAUGUUUAUUAAUGUUAAAAUUAGCAACUAGGAUGACUCCUACUAAACAACAGAGUGUUAAUGACAUGCAUUGCAAAUUAGACAUUUUUACCUCCACUUAAUUUUGAACUUAGUGGCAGCUUGAGGUUAAUGCCUUCUCAUUCUUAGGUGGGCAUAGAUGCUCUGCAUUCAGUGGGAUUAACAGGUUUGAAAUAUGGAUUGUAGAUGAUGUUGGGACAAUGGUGUAGUUCCCUAGCUGACUCUUGGCAUGCAACGGCCAGCCAAGUUUGAUGGCAUUUUGUGAAACUUUUGCUCUAUUUUUAUCACUUAAAAGUGCUAAAAAUUAAUGUGUGAAAAACUUGGCUUGACAACUUCACAGAUACUUUGCAGUCAUCAAUUGCUUCUUAUUUGUUUCUAUGUGCACCUAAAUGUUUUUCCUUAGUAAGGAGAUCAGGCAGUGAUUUUCUUAGGUAGUCAUGUUUUGAUUCAUGAUAUGGACCUUUUUUCUUUCACUGUUGCCUUGACAGUUUUAAAUAGGUGAGGGAUGCCUGAAAGGUUUCUGGUGUAAGAAAGGGAUGGUAUUACAGCUCUGGAAAUCGCUUUUGUUACAGUAAUGAUGAUGUGUUACCAGCAACUAUUUUUUCUGGCAUUUGUAGAUAUGAUGAAAAGUUAAACUAUUAGAGUUUUUGUGACAACACUCGGAGAUUUAAUUGUUAACUAGCUAACCAGGAUCUCUGCAGUACAAAUAACCAUCUUAAACAAAGUGCUCUUACUGUAGCACGCUUCCCACUGCCACCCCAAGUCCAUAUUCAGUGCCAUUUGUGAAAGAUUUAUUGAAACUGUAACUCACGAUCCACAGAGUGGAUCAUCUGGCUUUUGCUUCCCAUCUGUAUUUAAAGAAUACAAAUAAAUUCAUCUUGUACACUUUC